Molecule: messenger RNA, 1542 nt
Organism: Symbiodinium necroappetens
Lineage: Eukaryota; Dinophyceae; Suessiales; Symbiodiniaceae
Source: the annotation of a GenBank genome assembly
AUGUCCGCCUUCGUCGCGUUGCCAUCCGCCAGCUCAGCUGGCCCGGUGGAGAGGGUCCACUCCUUGAGGGGAGCAUCGGAGGCUCCGCCGGCACCGGCAGCCACCUCGGCCUCCACCUGCGCCACCGUGGCCGGCGUCGCCGCGCUGGGGGCCGUGGCCGCAGCAGGACAGAGGCGAAAGCACCGGGCAGCCCUGGCCAAGGGCAGCAGCACUACCCAGAUGCCCAAGCCUCGCUCUUUGGCCAAUGCCAAGGUGAUUGUGUGCGCAGGCGCGACGCUCCCGGAGGGUCGCAAGCUCCGAGUGGCGGUGAUUGGUGGAGGGCCCGCGGGUGCCAGUGCGGCGGAUGCCUUGGCCCAGGAGGGAAUCGAGACUUACCUUAUCGAGCGAAAGCUCGACAACUGCAAGCCUUGCGGUGGCGCCAUCCCGCUCUGCAUGAUCGACGAGUUCGGCCUUCCCAAGGACAUUGUGGAUCGUCAGGUCAAAAAGAUGACCAUGAUCUCGCCGACCAAUAAGGAGGUCCAGAUCGGUCAGACACUCAAGGAUGACGAGUUCAUCGGCAUGGUCCGCCGCGAGGUUCUUGAUGACUUCCUCCGACAGCGGGCCAAGAAGAACGGUGCCACGCUGAUCAACGGUCUCUUCAUGGGCAUGACCAUCCCUCAGCACAAGAACGAGCCGUACGUCCUCACCUUCAACGAGUUCGCUGAUGAGGCAAGCAAUGCUCGCAAGGUCGAGAAGAAGACGCUUGAAGUCGAUGUUGUCAUUGGCGCUGACGGGGCAAACAGCCGCGUCGCAAAGGACAUCGAGGCAGGCGACUACGAGUAUGCCAUCGCUUUCCAGGAGCGCAUGCGCAUCCCGGAGAACAAGAUGGAAUACUACCAGGACAGGGCCGAGAUGUACGUCGGAGAUGAUGUGUCUCCCGACUUCUACGCCUGGGUCUUCCCCAAGUGCGAUCAUGUUGCCGUUGGCACUGGCACUGUCAUCGACAAGAAGGGCAUUCAGAGAUACCAGCAGGGCAUUCGAGACCGAGCGGCUGUUCGCAUCGAUGGGGGUGAGAUCAUCCGGGUGGAGGCCCACCCGAUUCCCGAGCACCCGAGGCCCUGGAGGGUCAAGGACAGGGCGAUCCUCGUCGGAGAUGCCGCCGGGUACGUGACCAAGUGCUCUGGUGAAGGCAUCUACUUCGCUGCCAAGAGCGGUCGCAUGUGUGCGGAGACGAUCGUCAAGAGCUCGAAGAAUGGAGUUCGCAUGAUCGAUGAGGCGGACCUCAUGGAGCACAUCCGGGAGUGGGAUUCCAAGUAUGGACCCACUUACCUGGUGCUUGACUUGCUGCAGAAGGUCUUCUACACCAGUGACGCAGCCAGGGAGAGUUUCGUCGAGCUCUGCGAGGAGGAGUACGUCCAGAAGGUGACCUUCGACUCCUAUCUCUACAAGACCGUUCAGGGAAACGAUCCCAUGGGAGAUCUGAAGCUGGGCUGGAAGACUCUGAGCUCCCUGUACAAGUACAACAACCAGAAGACGCCUGACCCAAUGCGGACCUUGGUGUAA